This is a messenger RNA of Papilio polytes (common Mormon), 651 nucleotides long. RefSeq lists its product as uncharacterized. Bases 1 to 651 code for a protein of 216 amino acids. The transcript has 3 exons. Gene Ontology annotation, biological process: neuron differentiation; central nervous system development; brain development. The record is from RefSeq and is a predicted model, not a curated record. Gene Ontology annotation, molecular function: DNA binding. NCBI's taxonomy places the organism in Eukaryota, Metazoa, Arthropoda, Insecta, Lepidoptera, Papilionidae.
AUGCCACCGGGUUAUAAUACAAAUCCUAUAAGAAAUAAUUCUCUGUGCUGUGUUGAACAUCGGAAACUUGGCAGAAGAUAUCGUGAACCUGCAGUUUACCGACGUCCAGAAAAGUUUAUAACGAAGUUUAAACGACGCCCUGCAUUCUCUACGCAACAAAUUUUAGCGUUAGAGAAGAUAUUUCAUAAGAAACCACAUGUUAACAGGCAAGAGAGACGAAUAUUAACGGAGAGGUUAAAUGUUAACGAAAAAGUUAUAAAACUAUGGUUUAAAAACCGUCGUCAAAUAUCUGGUCUAAGAAAUAGAACACGAGUAAUUUCCGAUUCCUCAGAAGAAGAAACCGAAAAUCAUUUUAAUCUAGAUUACGUUCAAUCCAGAAUAAAUAAACCUGACGAAUUUGGAUACGUCACUUUGGAUGACAGAGCUAUGAAGGAAUUGAUAACUGUCAUUGACUUGCUUUUGACAGAUGUAGAUUUAGAUGGGGCGUCUAAGGAAUUAAAGAAUAAAAGUUCUUUAAACUACGAACCAAUAUCCCCAGUAAGCAUUCACGAAAAUUCAGAUGAAAAUAUGUGUUUUCCGAAAUGGGAACUUUACGAACCCGAGGAAUCUUUAAGGCGCUUAUUCGACGUUCAAGCAUUAAUAACUAAAUAA